Molecule: messenger RNA, 7686 nt
Organism: Stegastes partitus (bicolor damselfish)
Lineage: Eukaryota; Metazoa; Chordata; Actinopteri; Pomacentridae
Product: centromere protein F
Exons: 18
Coding region: 239-5245 (1668 amino acids)
Biological process (GO): mitotic cell cycle; metaphase chromosome alignment; regulation of G2/M transition of mitotic cell cycle
Cellular component (GO): chromosome, centromeric region; spindle pole; nucleus
Molecular function (GO): dynein complex binding; microtubule binding
Source: RefSeq, a predicted model, not a curated record
CUGCACGAGACGCGCGGCAUCUUGUCCCAGAUAUGAAAGCUGUCAGUAAACGUUAGCGGUUAGCCUCGGUUCGGUUCACAGCCACGUCUCACCCGCCAAACACAGGAGAACCGAAGCCCGGUGCAACUUUUUUAAACAGCGGUGUCAGAGCGCCGUCACAGCUGUGUAUGUGUGUGAGCCACCCCGGCGGCUGGCGCCCUUUGUGACUCCCUAAAGUGAAUGGCCCAGGCAGAGAGAGAUGAGCUGGGCUGAGGAGGACUGGACGGUGGGGCUGCCUGGACGGGUUCUGCAGAAGGUUAAGGAGCUGCAGAUCCACCAGGAGCGACUGUCCAGAGAAAACAAGCAGAAACAACUGCAGUUGGAUAAUAUCAACACUAGCCUUGAAAAGCAAACUGUGAAGUAUGAGGAAGUGCGUGGGGAGCUGCACUCUUUGCAGAGAGAGCUCCAGAAUGUUCGGGAGGAGGCCAAGGUGGCCGUGACCGGCAGGGAGCGCCUGACCCAGGAGAUUCAGACUAAGCAGGCCCAAGUAUGCUCUUUGGAGGGCCAGCUAGAUGCUGCUCGUACACUUGGCAACAAGCUCACCCAGGAAAUCAAAAGGCUGGAGGCUGAGCUGGAGAAGCUGCAGAACAGCAGCAGGCCAACAGAUAUAACUCCGUUUUCUACACCCUGCUGGAAUACAACCUCGCCCUGGGAAAACAAUGGGAGCAGACAGGAAGAGAGGUCGGGGCAGCGAGAUGAAGGACAGAACCAGGCGAGUGUCCGACAGCGGCUCCAGUUCUCGGACAUGCCCACAGCUUCAUUGCCACGACAACAACACAAGAGCACACCACACCGCCAUCCAUCCGACCAAUCGGACAUCUUCUCCACUCCCUCGGCUGCAUUUCCAUGGGAACGGGAUGACUCGAGACCAGCAGCCAGGAGACGACUGCCACCUUCUCCACAGAUGCCCUGCCCUGAUGUCACAAAUCAAGGCCUGUCGGAGCAGGGAAGUUGUGGGAAGGAGAAGGACCUCAAGACAGAGACGGACAUAUCCUUAUCAGAAAUGCGCCGUUGUAUCUCUGCUCUGGAGGACGAGCUGUCUGCGAAGGCUGGCACGUUGAAGACCUUUCAAAACGAAAUGGUGCUGAGUAAAAAGGAGCUUGCUGCCAAGGAGCUUAACCUGCAGAAAGUCCGCGAUGAGCUGAGCCAGGCACACACACGCAUGGCCCAGGACAGUGAGCGGGCAUCAGGAGCUGAACAGAAGCUGAAGCAGCUACAAGAGGAGCUAAAGUGUCAGAGGCAAAAUGCCGAGAGCAGCCGACUGCAGCACCAACAACGUACCAAGGAGCUAGAGAAACAACACCAGAGGGACUUGACAGAGCUUCAGAAAGAGAGGCAGUGUCUAGAGAGGCAGCAUCAGCAGGAGGUGAAUAAGCUUAAUCAGGAGCUCCAGCAGGCGAGGACGCUCCACAAUGCUCUGCAGGCUCAGGCUGACAAGCUGUCUCUGCAGAAGCAGGUGUUGGACAAAGAGUUGGACACCACGAAAGAGAAGCUGAAGUGGACAGAGGGAGAGCUGAAGGAGAGUCAGAAGAAAGAGACACAAACACAAGCCAAACUGACGGAAGCGGUGCGUGAGGCAGAGGGUGUGGCAGUGAGUCUGGAGCAGAGCCGGAAGAGGGAACGAGCUCUGGAGGAGGAGGGGAAGAGACGAGUGGAGGAACUAGCUGACGCCCUCCGUCUCAUCAAAGAACUGCAGGAGCAAAACUCCGCUCCAGCACCCCCUUCACAACCUGUCCAGUUCUGCCCUGUUGGACAGAGUUUCUCACCUCAGUCUUCCUUUCCUCAUCACCCUCGACCGGCCACCCACUCCAAGAGACCUGCUUCUACCCGAGCUGAGCAGAGGAGGCAAGAGGAGGAGGAUGUAGAUGCCAGAGGGGCUGAGAUUACAGCAUCUUACCCUUCUGACAGAGAGCCAGGAGAAGGAAUUGACUCUGAACACAUCACUGACCUCGUCUCCCCAGGCUCGGAGCGUUUGCAAAGAGCAGGACACAGAAGAAUAAGUAAUGAAGAGGAUAACAGGAGUAGAAAUGAGUUUUCAGACUGUGACAUGUCUGGACCAAGCAAGAGUGACUCUUCUCACUCUGUAGUCAGUGCGCCCGUCAACCUGUCUGUAGAUGGUGAUAAGGUGAUUGAUCCUGAAAAAACACGUUCCCUCAAGUCCGAGCAGACCAUCCCCUCUGAAGAGCUCAAGAGGGAGAAUGCCAUGCUGCGUUCAGAGCUCCAGGAUGUACGUGAAGAACUCCAGAAACGUCUUGAAGACCUUGAAACUCAACGACGGGCCGAGACAGAAGCCAGGACCCGCCUCAAACAGUUGAGCCGCAAACACAGCAGUCAGACUGUGGAGAAGGAGGAGAAAGACAAGGAAUGGAAGGCACAACUGGAGAGUGAAAAGGCUGAGACAGAAAGGUUAAGGAGGACCAUAGGGGCUUUGGAGGCAGAGAUGAAGAGGGUAAGGGAAGAAGGAGACAAGAAGGAGAGAGAGGAGCAGGAGGAGGAGAAAAAUCAAGCACAAGAAGACAGAGAGAGUGAAAUGAUAGAGCUUAAUAUGCAGCUGAAGAAGCAGCUGGCAGAGUUCAAAGCCCAGCUGGCUUUAGAACGAGAGGAAAGAAAAAGAGAGGAGGAGGAGAGGAACCAAAUAACAAACACAGACAGUGAUGUGAAGACGGAGCUGAGCAUAAAACUAGCAGAACUUCAAGCUGAAGUGGAAGAACUAAAGCGAAGAGGCAAAGAAGAAUCACAAGAAGAGGAAAGACUUUCAGUUGCCAACAGCCCACUGACAUACUUGACUCUCCACAAUGAUGAGCUCAACUCAAACAUCGUCUCCUGCGAUCGCAAGCUCCUCCCUUCACCAGAGCAGCACCUGCUCUUCUGCCAAUCCACCAACCAACGCAACAUGCUUGUGUCUCAGGCAACAGCAGACAUCAUCCAAGAAGAGAUAAAAGUGAUCGAUGCUGAGCACUCACCUGUGUCAGAUGAUGAUCAAACAGGUGGAGUGGCCUCUGACCUAAAAGACACCGAACAUAACUAUCUGGGAGGGUCUUCUCCAUCCGAUCCCCAGAAAGGUGAAGUUGCUGUCUCUGAUCUGGCAAAAGAGGUAGCACACCUACAGGGGGAGUAUGCAAAGGAGACAGAACGUGCUAACCAGUACCAAGUAAAACUGGAGGCCCUGCAGAACCAGGUGACACGUCAGACCCAGCAGCUAACCAUGGCCUUUGAGAAGCAGAGUCAGCAUAUCUCAGGCCUUUUAGCUGAGCUGCAAGAGAAGGAGAGUGCCCUCCUCAGCCAGGGGGAAGAACUGCUGCGAUGUAAGCAAGAGCUUGAUGUAUUGAAAACUGAAAAAGAAGAAGAGAUAAAGAUGACGGUCAAAGAGGUGGCGGAAGAGGGACAACGACAACAAAAACACGAUGACAAGUUGGAGUUGUCGGAGACCCACUCGAAACAGGAACAGAAGUGUCUCAUCGCCCCCCACGACGCUGCAGACUCACUGGCGGAUGAUGACUUACAUUUACAGAAAGAUGUAAGUCAACCACAGACUAGGACAUGUAUCGCUGAAACACCAACACUUGGUAGCAGUGAAGAAGACAAUGAAGCACGAGGAUUGGGAGAGCAUCCAGACUCUGUAGACUUGAAAAUGGCUCCGAGUAACCACGACCCUGCUUGUGUGAUGGUUGAGAAUCAGAGCGGUCACAAUGGAGUAACAGCAGACAUGAUUACACAACUGCUUGCUCUCCGACAAGAGAAUCAGCUGCUGAAACAAAGACUAGAGGAUUUGACCAUUACAGACACCAGGAGCCCAACCUCACAGACCGACUUUGAAAACCGAGAAGACCCAGUCACGCAAAGCCAUAACACAGGAGAUGCUGCUGUGUCCUGCUUAAUGGAGCAGAAGACAAAUAAUGUGCCUAAUGACGUCACGACUGAGGAACAGCAGUCGCUGAAUGUGAAGAAGAGUGAAGGUGAAGGACACGAUCUAGAAAGAGAAGAUAAAACCACACAAGCUGAAGAAGAUUUAGAUGAAGUGUCUCAGGCCCACAUCAACCACCUACAGCAACAGGUGGAGGCGCUGCAGAUGAAGGUAAGAGCUCUCUCUGCAGAGACCCAGCAGAAGUCUGAGGAGCUUGCAGUUUGGAGACUGGCCUCCCAACCAGCCCCAACAUUUGACCAACUUAUUCCCAGCACAGAUGACCAAUGUGAAAUACAAGAACAGGUCUUUGCUGUCAGACAGUCCCAGUCAAACUUGCAGCCGACAGAUGAGAUGAUCAAGGACCAGGGUCAAACUGUCCAGGAACCCAUGCUGGGUACACAGAAGAACCAGGGUAACAUCACAGUCGUCAGAGAAGACCAGUUAUUCCUCAGCUGCUCCUCCAACAAACUGCAAGUCCGCACAUUAUUCUCCAGACUUCAGAACAGCAAUGUUGUUGAACCAAAGAGCCUCCAUCCCUCUAAAAAGACUGCAGCACUUCAGGAAUACAAUCAGGACACUGCCAAGACUGACCAGGAAUCUGAAAAAGAAAACCAAGAAAUUAACUUCUUACAACAGUCAGAUGCUUGUUCAACGCAAUACAAACUGAAGAGAGACACUGAACUCAUCCAGAUUUCAUCAGACAAAAUGGCUCAACAACCCGUAGCCAAAGAUGCCCACAAGGUCUCGAGACCAAAUCCAACCAAAAUGGAGUGUUACACAGGGAGACUGGACCCAAAGCAGAACCCUUCUAGAGCAACCAACGAAGUAUACACAGUCAGUAAUUCUGCAGACAGAGGUGUGAAGUUGGAAAUGAAAAGUGUCAGCAGUCAAACAGAGGAGAGUUUGUGUCAUCGAGAUGUAUCAACAGUAUGUGCAAACACACAGACAGAAGUGGAGGAAGAGAAUGAACAAGAGUUGGUGGAUUCCCCUCCUGUCUCUCCUGUCCCAUUAGCCGAGGGGACGAGGGAAGGAGAAAAAGUGUUGUUUGCAGGUUCUUUCCCUAUCCCGGCUGACCCGGCCCGGCUGGCUGAAAGAAUUCGCCGUAACAGGACACAGUUGUCAGCUGCCUUUGAUGACACGGAGUAUGAACCCUAUGGCCUGCCGGAAGUCGUUAUGAAAGGUUUUGCUGACAUCCCCAGUGGCCCCUCAUGUCCCUACAUUGUGAGAAGAGGUUUGUUAGGCACAACUGUUGUACCAGCCUCUCCGAAAGACCCCGGAGAGGAGGAGGAUGAGACGGAUUAAAACAGCAACAGUUGUCUACAGAUCUGAUGGGAAGACCUGAUCACGAUGGCUUCACAAUGAACCUGAGUGAUGGCCGACAGCAGCUUCAGUGACUCGAAGCACUUCAGACUCUGAAACAAACACAAGACCAGUUCAAAAAGCUUCGAUCAGCCAUGGACUGCUGUACAUGUGUGUGCAGGUAACUGGGACUGCACCGAUAGAAUAAACACUCCACUGUGGAUCCAAAAUGUAUAAAUGGUCAUGAGUUUAUCCUCAAAUUACUAUGUGGAGACUUGCCCAUCACCAUGCUGCCACUUUUCACCCACCUGUAUAUUUAUGUAUAGAGGUGGUGAUUUAGUGAUGCCUGUUGAUGUUUCUUGAACCACUUUUCCAAAGGGAUUGUUUAGUUUUUUGAAACUCAGAAGUAACUUAUGCCUCGCCUUGGCUUACUUUGAAUCAAACAGUGCCUCGUUGAUGUUUUUCUAAACAAGCACUUGUCAAGAUAAGUUUGACUUGUUUUCCAAAAGGAUGAAGCCAAGAGAGGCCUGUUGUGAGAACAUGAUAUAUAUUUUCUUUCUUUUUUUUUUCUAGUUUUUUGAGGUGGCUUAUUUAUGGACACUUGAAUGUGUUUUAGUUACGGGACGUUUACAAAAUAAUGUGUGAAAGCAUAGUGAGUGUGUGUGAAACAAUAGCUGUGAAUAUGAACAUGUGUGUCCCCAUCUUGAUGUUACUGUUUGUGUGUGAGGGAGAGAGUGGGGUGAGCACAUGUCUAUGACUCAGUCUAACCUGCAUUGGUUUCCGCUCCAUGUAUGGUGAUGCACUCUGCGCUCCCUCUCUGCUCCCUCUCCUGCUUUGCUUCUCGGUCUUUUACACUAACAAGCUCUUGGUGGUUAGUUUCACAACAAAUUCACCAAAAACUAAACAUUUUAAGCUUUACUAUGUUAGAAUGCAGAUAAAUUGAGGUGGUAUCUUUAUAAUGGAUCAGAAAUAAUUUAUUUUACCCAUGUACUUGGGUUUUUUGUGUUUUUUUUUUUUUUUUGCACAUUCGUUACUGUGCCAUAGUCCAUGUUUAUACAUUUCGAUUUUGCAGAUGAGUUUGGAGUUGCUGUUCAGUUUGUCGUGUGUCCUGUAGCAACAGAUCUCACUGCUUUGCUUACCUACAAGACUUGACCAGUUAAAGGAAUAAGUUCACAUUUUCCAAAGUCUAAUUAACACCAUAUUCUCAUGUCCAUACUUGCUGUUGAAUUCCCUUUCAAAAGCAAUUUCAGUGUAAGUAAUGGGGAGCUGAAUCCACAGUCUUGGAUCUUAAGUUUAGCAGAAGCCAAUAUGACACUUGAAGCAUCUGAGUUAAGGUUUGGUUACACAAGAACGGGACACAGCAUAAUUUGUCUUUACUUCCCUCUGAAAUAUUUGCUUGGAGCUUGAAGCUUGGUGAUGCAGCUGCUAUACUUGCAGGGCUUGUAGGUGAAAUGAACAGUUAGUCACAGCAGCUCCUGGAGAUUUUCAGUUUUAUCUCUUCUGUUCUGUUUUCCCUCUUGGUAUUUGAUUUAUCAACAGUUACUGAGGAAGGAAAAUGAAACUCUUUAGUGUGGUGGUCGACCAAUUUUUCCAGGUCAAAACAAAACUGAUUCUUUGCAAUCAAGGAGACCAGUAACUGAUCUUGGAACCAUUAUACAUUUAAAAAUAGGGUCAACUCGGCACUGUGGAGGUGCCUUGUUUUUGGUCAACGGCAUUGAAUUUGUGUGUCAAAGUCAAUGUUACAAUUUUACGUUGAUUUACGUAGUCUGUAAACAAACCCACUAACUGCUGUGAUUCCAGUGGAAUGACUUGUUAAAGCACAGCGUGACCAGCCCUUUAGCCUAAGGGUUUCUUCCAAAGUUGGACUUUACAGCUCAGAAUUUCCUCUUUAUGUUUCGAUGGACAGUCGUUCGUUGCUGAGUUCUGGCGGACUGAUUGAAGCAAAAUAAAGUUUCAAAACUAAAAGCACCGUAACAUCCGAACAGACUGAUUUAAUUUGUCCAAGUUAGGCCGCCGAAGUCUCAUAUAAGGUUACCAGUUAAUUACACUGAAACUGCUCUCAGAAAGGUUCUCUGUACAGCUAGUAUGAGGAAUAAUUGAAGUAGAGUACUUUUGGUUUUUAAACUUAAUUUGUGUUUCAAGGUAGUUGCCCUCUCCUGGCCGUGGCUUGUUGGCUCAGUGAGAACACAGUGGACUGUUGCUGCCCUGAAUCAAUGUCAUUUAUCUGCCAUUCGGACCCCCUCGCACACACACAAACACACACUUCGCCUCCCUCUCAGCUGCCUUCAUAUCUCUGGGAUCUGUAGUCUUUUGGCAGUGAGGAGGGAUUGUCAGACCCUGAGCAGGGAAUGUCACUGCGGGUUUGUUGCCUUGUUUUGAACACUUUUAUGUGAAUGUAUCUGUAUUGUGUCCGCGGCUAGAAUAAACGGCUUCCUUUGAAUUUA